CAGUAUACAGUCUACACUAAUUGGGGUUUAUGUUAAUAGUGAAGGAGAAAGAGAGGAGAGUGAGGGAUCGCAGGUUUUGUGUUUGGGACUGAAGGGCGAGCGAGGCAGGCAUAAUGGCCAUUUUUUCCAAUCAUUAAAAUCGUCCUUCUCAAACCCCAUUCUCCCAACUUAAACCCUCACUCAUUCUUUCAUUUAUUUUUGGCCCCCUUCUCUUUUAUCUUUUUCCUUAAAUUACUGUUUUGUCGAUUUUAUUUUGAUUUUGUAUUCCGAUCAAUCAGCAAUGGUUACCAGCGCGGCUGAUUCUUCCUCUAACCACCACUCUCCCAUUGUUGCUGCCGCCACAACCACAAAUGUUCCCACCAGUAACCUUAAUUUCCCGCGAAAAAACCUGCCUUCUCCUUGGGCUCAAGUCGUUCGCGGCCCCGACGUUGAGCCACCCUCCGCCGCCGUCCACGAAUUGCUGUCGCCAUCGUCUUGCUCGUCCUCCUCUGCAACCGACCAACUGCUGCAAUCCUCCGAUCCCUCGCCGCUGGUUGAAAGUUCUAAUUCCGAUGGCGCCACCGCGGCUGCAGCAAGUGUAGAUAGCUUGGAUGCUGAUAAGGCGGGCAAUAAUGCGGGUGGACCUAAGAAACCCGCGUGGAGGAGGCAAUCCAACGGCGUAGAAGAUGCUUGUGCUGUGAAGGUAAUGGACGCUGUUUCUUGGCCCGCUUUGUCAGAUUCCACCAAGCCUACCACUAAGUUGUCACCUGAGGCCUCAUCUUCCAAGACUGCUUUUGAUGGAUCGCAACCUACUCCUCGGGGUCCGGUUGCUUUACACUCUCCUCGAAAGCAAGGAGUUGGCAAUGCAAGACCUAAUCCAGCAUCAGUUUAUGGUGGGGCUGGUAGACAAAGACUAAUAAUAAAGCGUGGAGGCGGCAAUGUCAAUGGCAAUGGCAAUGGUGCUGGCCCUGUUCAAGCAAUGAGGAGCUUCUCUGCUCCUCCUCCUCCACCACCACCACCCCCUUUUCCUGUAAUUCAGAUGCCUCCAACUAGCUUUCCUAAUGGGGUAGCAGGGGUGGCAGCCCUUGUUCCAAGAGAUCCUUACAGGAAUAGUAGCUGGGGUGCAAGGUCUUCGGUUGGGAGUUUCGUGCCACCAAUGAUUGAACAUAGGAGUCCAUCUCGCAGGGUAAAUUUUGGGCAUCAUCCACGUACUGGUGGUUCUUUUCAUAAUUAUGGCAGCCGGAGUGAUCAGGAUCGCCAAAAUUAUGCACAUACCAGAGAUCCUCAGUUACACCCGCCAAGGAUGUUUCCAACACGAGCAAUGAGCCCGCUUCCACCUAAUACCCCUUCAUUUGCAGGUCCUCAGCCUAUACCACCGUUUGUAAACCAUGCUGGCUUUCCUGAAUAUUGUUAUUUUCCAACGUUACAAUUUGAACCAUUUGGGGGUAUGCCAUUCUUUACCCAUGGACCUCCUGCUGCAAUGUUCUAUCCUGUUGCAGAAACUUCUCUUGUCAAUGCAAUAGUCAAGCAAAUUGAUUAUUAUUUUAGUGAUACUAAUUUAGUGAAAGAUGAGUUUUUACGUUCUAACAUGGAUGAUCAGGGCUUUGUUCCAAUUAGAUUGGUUGCAAGCUUUCGUCGUGUUAAAAGUUUGACAAGCAAUGUUGAGUUGAUUAUAGAUUCAUUGAGAAUAUCUACUAUUAUAGAAGUGAAGGGUGAUAAGUUGAGGAGGCGGAAGGAUUGGAUGAAGUGGCUGCCCUCUCCUUUGAAUCGGGCAGAUUUUGGUUCAACAUCUAUGGGUGGAUCAAGUUAUAAUAACUCGGCAACUGAUUUUGAAAAUAUCACUUUGGAUAAGACCACUGUGGAUAGACUUAAUUCCAAUUCUAUCACAACCAGUGAUGGCAAUGUGAAUGAAGAGUCCUCUAGUUCGUAUCAAUUCCAUAAUCAUGAUGCUAUGCUUAGCAGCAAUUAAACUUCAAUUUAACUUACAUAUCUGUCCAAUCAUACCAUUGUUAGCCUUUUUUUAGUAUCCCCUCCUUAUUCAUAUUAGAAUAGGCUGCAAGUGUGAUACCUUUCUACUGUCAUAUGGUCAAUUUUGAUAGUAAUCAAGUCUGUUAACGAUUGUUUUUUUCUUC
This is a messenger RNA of Arachis ipaensis, 2111 nucleotides long. Its product is annotated as la-related protein 1C-like. NCBI's taxonomy places the organism in Eukaryota, Viridiplantae, Streptophyta, Magnoliopsida, Fabales, Fabaceae. Gene Ontology annotation, biological process: RNA processing. Gene Ontology annotation, molecular function: RNA binding. The record is from RefSeq and is a predicted model, not a curated record. Gene Ontology annotation, cellular component: ribonucleoprotein complex; nucleus.